CCACAUCGUCGUAUACGGCAAAUCUAGACAUUACGUUGUUCUGACACAAGUCCUUCAAAGUGACUUCACAUCUUUCCAUCCUCUCCGUGUGCUCCGUCUCGUCGCCACCAUGGACGAUCUCUCUCUAGAGAAAAUCGAGAUUCCAGGUCCAACACUAGCCUCCCUCAUUCAACGAGCGUCCUCCUCUCCCGGCGACGUCGACGGCUUAAUCUUCGGCCAAAUCCACCGCAUCGUCUCCACUACCUUAUCCGACGACUCUCCGGCGCAAUCGUCCCCCUCGAUCCCCUCCUCCUCCUCCUCGUCCGAUCAAAUCGUCGCCACCGUGACGAGCUUCACCUCCUCCGGAAAAACCUUCUCCUUCUACGACCCCCUCGGCCGAGUCGACUCGCUCCGGAUCGACUCCCUCCGAGUCGACUCUCCGGACCGCCUCCUCGGCUGGUUCUCCGCCCGGAGAAAAACCGCCAGCCGCCCCUCCAUGCGCGAGCUCUCCGUCUCGUCCUCCCUCUCGUCUCGGUUUCAGCUACCGAUCGAGAACUCGGAGAGCCCCAACUCAACGGCCUCCUCAUCCUCCUCCGUGUUCGUCCUUCUCACCACGCCGCUGAAUGAUCAGCUGAUCCACACGCACGAGUACCGCGCGUACCAGUUCCGCGCCGCGAGCCGGCGGUUAGAACCGAGAUCUAUCGGUAUAGUCAACAUCGGACCGGCGUUUCGCGGGCACUACGGUUCGUUUAACCCGAAGUCGCGGUUUCCGCCGCUGCUGUGCGAGAUGAGCAGCUCGGCGAUGAUGAACGAGGACAGGGACGAAGGGUCUCUGAGCGCGAAGAAGGAAGCGGCCAAGGAUCAGAAGGAAGUGGAUGCGUUGGCGGAGGGGUUUCGAGUGGGGGAUUUGAAGCGUUUGGUUGGUGCCGAAGCUGCGAGCUAUACGGGCGCGAUCGAGGAGAUGUAUGAGAGGAUGCUCGCCAAAGUCGAGAGCUUGGCUUCGGAGGUUGAGAAGAGUUCUGCUAGAGUACUUGAACUGGAAAAUCAUAAUCGGAAGAUUAGAUACCGAGUUGCCAGAAUCGAGCGGUGAAGCUUGUUUCUUUGCUGCCAGAUCUUUUGAAAGAGCCAGGAUUCGCAGAAGUAGGGGGAACUUUUCCUUCGGAAGAACUUGUUGUGUAUUUUGAGGCGUAAUCCGGGAACGGAAGAUGAUGGCUUGAGUUUAACUUUCUCAAGUUCUCUGCUGGAACGUCCUUGUUCAGAUAAAUGUAUUUUUGGCGUAUCAUCAAAUUUUAAUGUUUUUUUUUCCUGUUCAGAGAGUUCCUUUUGAUGGCUUUUUCAAGUUCCUCAUUGCUUCUGGACUGGAAAUGAAAUGGCUUUGUGCUUAUAAUGUAAACUUUUCAAAGUGAUUUUGAUUA
Messenger RNA from Raphanus sativus (radish), 1394 nucleotides. RefSeq lists its product as uncharacterized. Lineage: Eukaryota; Viridiplantae; Streptophyta; Magnoliopsida; Brassicales; Brassicaceae. Bases 110 to 1069 code for a protein of 319 amino acids. The record is from RefSeq and is a predicted model, not a curated record. The transcript has 3 exons. Gene Ontology annotation, cellular component: nucleus. Gene Ontology annotation, molecular function: polyubiquitin modification-dependent protein binding.